Schistocerca americana (American grasshopper) is the source of this 1192-nucleotide messenger RNA. Its product is annotated as KAT8 regulatory NSL complex subunit 2-like. Lineage: Eukaryota; Metazoa; Arthropoda; Insecta; Orthoptera; Acrididae. The record is from RefSeq and is a predicted model, not a curated record. Gene Ontology annotation, cellular component: NSL complex. Bases 1 to 1143 code for a protein of 380 amino acids. The transcript has 2 exons.
AUGCAGCCACAUACGGAACAGCAUAAGGUUUAUGAGAGUCUGAAAUCCAAAGAACACAUUUUUGAUUACUACUUGCAAGACAUGAAGGAAGAAACAAACACGCCAGUCAAAUGUCGCUGCUGUGAUCAUAAUGAAUAUGUAAAGACAUGUGAUAUGCCUGUUAGUCAGAGUGAUAAAACUGACUUGUCAGAAGAGUCUUUUUCUGAGAGGAAUUCUGUGGAAGCUCACAUCUAUGAAGAAAAGGAUCAUCAACUAUUUACAGCUGAAACGAUUCCUGAAUCAUUUUUUCCAAGUUUUAAUUUAUUGGUUGGAAAUCGUAACUCAUGUGACAUAAAAACGACGACUUCCAAAUAUCAUGAAAACCAGGAAAUUCAUUCUGAAGUGAGAGAUAAUAUUUACAAGAGGUAUGAUAUAACAUCUAGUUCUCAGAGUGAAUAUGAUAGUGAUACAGAUUCAAUUAUGUCAAAUGGAAUCCUUGAUACAGAACAUCCUCCUAAUUACUCAAACGAUUGUCUAAAAAAUGCAGGUAUUUACACAUUGGAAGAAGUUUUAAGAAUAACUUCUAGUAAAUUAAUAAGACUAAAAUAUCUGUAUAAAAAACAACUUGGAACACUUGAAUAUCAUCUGAAGGAAGGUUACAGGAAAUACUUAUCUCAGAAGAAACAGGAGAAAGAAAUGUGGGGCUCACAAAUAUUUCCCACACUAAUGAAACAUGGACACCCAAAUUUUGAAUUUUCCAAGGCCACUACAAGGUACCAUCAACAUUCAGGUCUUGCCAAAGAAAUGCGUAAAUUGCACGAUCAAAGAACAGAGGCAGGAAUGGCUAUCCGUAAACAGAGAUUUAGGAAGUGUAUGUUUACUGAGGGAGGUGUCAGAUGCACAGAACAAGUACUUCCCUUGGCAAAGCACUGUAUUAAACACAUACUCUCUGAUUCUAAGCAGAUUUUAUUUCAAGCCUGUGGUUCUGUUAGUGGUGAGGUUGAAUGCAGAAUACCUGUCCUCACUGUAUUCCCAAAUACAGCUUGUGUUUAUCACACAGAUCUAAAGCAAUAUAGUCCAGACAAGAAGGUCACUGAAACUGUGGUGGUUGCAGACAAAAUAAAUGAUAAUGAACCUACACCCAUGCAGACAGAAAAAGUUUAAGAUAUGAUAGAUAUUUGUGUUUUUUAUGUUUAUCAAAAACAUGUUCAGA